AUGACAGGGAACAAAUUUGAAUUGAGCAAUGGUCUUGUUGCGUUUGAGACUAAAUUAGGAUGGGCUCUCAUGGGGAAAAAUCCUGCGACUGAUCGAACAGAUGCAGCCACUGUUGCCAUGUCAAUGUUUGUAAAAGAUGCAAAGAUUUCCGAUCUGUGGAGUCUCGAUGUUUUGGGUAUUAAGGAUCCAACUAAAAAAGCAAAUCAAUCAAUAAAAGAACAAAGUGUUGAAGAUAACUUUUUGAAAUCAGUUGUUUACAGUGAUAAAAGAUACUCGGUUGAUUUACCGUGGGUGGAUGACCACGCUCCUAUUUCUCAGAAUUUUGAGUUGUCUGAAAAGAGAUUAAAGAAUACGGUAGAAAAGUUAAAGCGAGAUGAUUUGUUUUUUCAGUACGAUCAGGUAUUUAAAGAAUGGCAAAAUGAAGGUAUUAUUGAACCAGUAAUGGAAAAGUCGACCCCCGCAUGUCACUACUUGCCUCAUCGUCCAGUUGUCAAGGAGGAAAGCACGACAAAUAUACGGCCAGUAUUUGAUGUUUCGGCAUACUUGUCGGGUUUUCCUUCCUUGAAUCAAUGUUUGGAAAAAGGACCAAACUUAAUAGAGUUGAUACCCGCUUCGUUGCUGAAAUUUCGGGAACACGAAAUUGCUGUUUUGGCUGACAUUCGUGCUGUUUUAAAAUUACAUUUUACAAAUUUAUUACAAGCAGCGAAAGACAGUAAAGGAUUAUGGUCUCGCGAAAUCAUCGAAAAAUUAUCGAAAUCCUUUUACGUCGAUAAUUGCACAACCAGUGUGGAGUCGGAGUAG
Molecule: messenger RNA, 801 nt
Organism: Leptopilina heterotoma
Lineage: Eukaryota; Metazoa; Arthropoda; Insecta; Hymenoptera; Figitidae
Exons: 2
Coding region: 1-801 (266 amino acids)
Source: RefSeq, a predicted model, not a curated record